AUGGGCAAGUCAGCGAAAUUCUACAAGCGUCCUACGCGCAAGGAAAAGAUGGGCCUCUCUUCGAAUUCGAACGGCGUGCGGGCUGCCAUCGCUUCAAGUAAAUUCAACAGACCCGAACCUACGACGGCACCCAAGCACGAACGCAAACUUCCCGCGGCAGAUCGAAAGCCGUCCCCUCACUAG
Puccinia triticina is the source of this 183-nucleotide messenger RNA. RefSeq lists its product as uncharacterized. The record is from RefSeq and is a predicted model, not a curated record. NCBI's taxonomy places the organism in Eukaryota, Fungi, Basidiomycota, Pucciniomycetes, Pucciniales, Pucciniaceae. The transcript is spliced from 2 exons. Bases 1 to 183 code for a protein of 60 amino acids.